This is a messenger RNA of Acanthaster planci (crown-of-thorns starfish), 623 nucleotides long. RefSeq names its product UDP-glucuronosyltransferase 2C1-like. Gene Ontology annotation, cellular component: endoplasmic reticulum. Gene Ontology annotation, molecular function: N-acylsphingosine galactosyltransferase activity. NCBI's taxonomy places the organism in Eukaryota, Metazoa, Echinodermata, Asteroidea, Valvatida, Acanthasteridae. Gene Ontology annotation, biological process: galactosylceramide biosynthetic process. The record is from RefSeq and is a predicted model, not a curated record.
AUGCAAACGCAGCCCAAGAAGGGAAUAAAUGCUCGACGGCAUAACAAAACCAAGUUGUUCAUGUAUCAUGGAGGAAUCAACGGCGCGUACGAGGCCAUCUACCACGGCGUACCAGUGGUGGGGAUACCAUUGUUUGCCGAUCAGAUCGACAACCUCCUGCGUCUGUGGAGCCUCGGUAUGGCAGAGUACGUGAAAGGCGGAAUACGUGAGGUCAACAGUGAUACGCUGUACCAACUCAUCAUGAAAGUGGUAUCUAAUCCGAGCUACAAACGUCACGCAGUUGCAGCAUCAGAGAGGUAUAGGGCCCAGCCGCAAAAGCCAUUGGAAAAAGCCACUUUCUGGAUCAACCACGUUCUCAACCACGGCGCCGAGCACCUACGGACAAAGAGUAGAGAGCUGUCAUGGAUUCAGUAUCACAUGCUGGAUGUAGCGGGUGUGUUAGCCAUUCCAUUCGUCCUCUUCAUCUGGGGCGUACGUUUCUGUUUAUCAGCCUUGUGUUGCCGUGCUAAAUCAGCAGGACAGCAGUAUAAUACACGCAAAUGAUGCCAUAACCAUUUCCACCGAAUAAACGCCACGAAACUUGAUGUCAAUCAGCACAUGUUGUAAUUACGAAGCACCGUUCA